Molecule: messenger RNA, 1125 nt
Organism: Eruca vesicaria subsp. sativa (arugula)
Lineage: Eukaryota; Viridiplantae; Streptophyta; Magnoliopsida; Brassicales; Brassicaceae
Source: the annotation of a GenBank genome assembly
AUGGAGUCUCCUGGAGAUGUUUCAUUAGGUUUCCUUUCCUUGCUGCCUGAACCACCAGAUCCCGAUCUGGUCGUGAUGCUUCUGGUCGAUCCUCCUGUCCCUCCAGUUCCCCCCGACCCUCCACCGAUUCUCUUAGAUGCAGGUGUGCUAUCUAUCCAUCUUCUAUUGAUGCAUCCUUUACUGGAUGAUGCCGAUCUCUCCAGCUCUCUCACUACUAGACGGGUCUCCUCCUUCCUCCAACUAAUUCCGGUGUCAAAGCCGAGAAACUUGGUCUCUUGUUGGAAGCAUAUUUUGUUUAAGUCAUUUUUACGGAACUUGUCUUAUUAUCAACAAGCGGCAGUGGUUAUUGAGAUCUCUGUUGCAAGUUUUUUGGGGUUACUGACAGCUGAUGGCAAGCUUCCUUCCUUCAUUACUCAUCGCUUCAAGUUCUCGAGGACUGGACUCCGAAUUGCAACUUUUUGGAGUGCAGCUCUCCACUGCUAUGUGCAGUUCUCAGUCAAAGUCUAUCCUUCAUUUGAAACCUUGGUCACAUGUUGUUGGAGCCAUCUCCCCUUGCUUCAGGCUUUCGCAAGGAGAUCUGUGUUUCGUAGCAAACAAGAGAUUAUGUUGUUUUUGAAUGGUUCUUUACCUCGUAUUGAGGAUGUUAUAACACCUUUGAGCUUUAGGUCUAGCUCCAUUUACCACAGCUUGUCUAUGUGGUCAUGGCAGUUUGCCUCACAGCAAUCAAUCUUAUGGAGGAGGUGUUUGGUCUCCUCUGAGUUUGUAGAUGUAUGCUCCACAGUCGAGUAUGUUAAGAACUUCCCGACUUGUUCGGCUAAUGGAACGUGGAUCAUGAGUGCUACUCAAAACGCCAAAGCUGAAAUGCUGCAGAAAGCUCCUCCCUCAACACUAUCAUCUGGACUCUUAAGUCUCCAGAUUCUAGCGGACUCUAUUGUCCCUUUCUUUGCCCUGCGAUCAGAGUUGGUUUUGGCUGAGAUUACAGGCUUCUUCACUGUUAGAAACCUUGUCCCUCUCGUCAUACCGUUAUCAUGUUUUUAUAAUCUAUGCAUAAUUUUCUGUUUAAUUGUUGUUGCUUUUGUAAUGGGUGAUGUCCCCAAACUUUGUUUUUCGAAUGCUCUGUUUUGA